Racocetra fulgida is the source of this 1068-nucleotide messenger RNA. NCBI's taxonomy places the organism in Eukaryota, Fungi, Glomeromycota, Glomeromycetes, Diversisporales, Gigasporaceae. The record is from the annotation of a GenBank genome assembly.
UAAUUUAUGACGAUAUUAACUUACCGCUUGGUAGUUUUCGCUAUCGCAGUCAAGGUUCAGGCGGGGGGCACAACGGAGUAAACAGUAUUAUUUUAAGACUGAUGACUAAGAAAUUCAAGCGUUUGCGAAUAGGAGUUGUUCUAGGACGAUUUUCCGAGGAGGAAAGGCGAGAAAUAGCAAACAUUUUGCCCCAAGUGGUGGCUGAAAAAUUAAUUAUCAAUGGAAGUAAACAAAGCGUAGCCUUAAAACACAAAAUCGAAACAAUUAACCAAUUAAUUAAGAUUUACCAAGCUCAGCCCUCUUUACCAGUUGACUUAGACGAGGCCAAAAAAAUUCUCGACCAGCAAGCGGGUUUACAAGAAUUAAAGGAAAUAAUUAUAAAAAAGUUAGAGACUGAAAAAUUAAAGAGGGGAGAAAAAGUUUUGGAAGAGCCGUUAAUUUUGUGUUUAGUUGGACCAUCGGGAACGGGCAAAACUACUCUGGUCCAACUUUUUGCCCAAGCCGCUCAGAAAAAAAUUUAUUCGCUUGCCUUGGGAGGUUUGAGCGAAGUUUCCUGGCUGGCCGGAAUUAGUGAAGGCUCAGGGGGAACGGAAAUCGGACAGUUAGCCAAGGCCUUAGUAGAAACUGAGAUGGGUAAUCCAAUAAUUCUACUAGAAGAAAUUGAUAAAGCCGGUUCCAAUUACAAAACUGCUAUUCUUGAUUAUUUAGGAGCAGUUUUAGACCCGAGACAAAAUCAGGAAAUACCAGACCAUUAUCUAGGAGUUAAGUUAGAUUUUUCUCAAACAAUUUUUAUCGCUACUGCUAACGAAUUAGACAAAAUUCCGAAAUAUUUGCGUUCCCGUUUAACGAUAUCUGAAAAUUUUGAAAUUACUCCUGAAGCCUUAACCAACUUAAUCAAAAAAACUCGGGAGAAAGGUGAAAAACAACAAAACAAGGAACAAAGUAAAAUAAUUGUUGAUUCAGAAUUGGUGAACCAACUUAUCCCUCACGUUUUUACGAAUGUGGACUGGGAGGAAGAAAAGCCGAAGAAAAAUGACCAGAAGAAUUUUAAUUCCGUAGAAAGAAAAA